Molecule: messenger RNA, 2706 nt
Organism: Daphnia magna
Lineage: Eukaryota; Metazoa; Arthropoda; Branchiopoda; Diplostraca; Daphniidae
Exons: 5
Coding region: 1082-2605 (507 amino acids)
Biological process (GO): proteasome-mediated ubiquitin-dependent protein catabolic process; regulation of proteolysis
Cellular component (GO): nucleus; cytoplasm
Molecular function (GO): ubiquitin protein ligase binding
Source: RefSeq, a predicted model, not a curated record
CACGCCAUCGUGUUUCGGUAAGAUGAAUGGUGGUUGAUCGAGUAUGCCGUGGGAAAAGGUAUUUUUGGUCGUUCUCAUCACUUCGAGCAUCGAUUGUUAUCGUUUUGAGAGUCUGAUUUUGAUUUGACGCCCUCGUUUUUGUGCGUUGAAAACGCAGCAUCGACGAAAAGCGAUUCUCAUAGGAAUUAAGAUGAUUCUUCAGCGUUGUCCUUGAAUCUUGUUUUUGGUCUUCAACUUUAGCUUGAAUUCUUUCUUUCUUUUCUUCUUGCUUCACGUUCUCUUGUUUGUUACCGUCAUUAUCCUUAGGCACACUGGGUUAAGGAUUAGGCCAAAUUAGUUUUUAAUUCACUUGCAGUACGGAGCUUUCUGCUGGCGACAAAAGCUUAUCAAGACCUAUGAUUACGUCAAUUUUAAUCGACAUCUGUUUUCUUUGAAACAUGGAUAAAUGGAUUCUUGAAUUUCAAAUAUGAUUUAUUCCUCGGAUACGGGAUGUACAUUGCCAAAAACAGUUUCCCGGUAGACCCUGAGCAAAUUCAAUCUUAAAAAAAAAAGGAAAACAAGAAAAGACUACCAUGACAAUCUCAUCUAUCUUUACCCUUAAAUGUUGACCUCACCCCCCAUUUUUUUUUCUUGUUUAGCCAAACCCUGAAGCAAAUGCUGUCACUCUUAUUGCACAAUCCAUUUGCUUCAGUUCACUGCAACUGCUUCUUGUGUUUACGUUUACGUUCGACUGGAGACUUUUGUCGCAUCAAGUGAGACGAUAACAACUGUAGCCCUCCAACCCUCCCCCUAACCACGUAACUUACGUUCUACAACUGACGGAGAGGUAAAGGCCGUAGUAUUUGUGAGGAAUCUGAGAAUACCGAACACAAAAGGGUAGAAUAAACGUUAUAACGUUUUUUGAUAGAAAAUGUUUAUCUCUGGAAAAGGGACUGUUGUCAUAGUAGCCAUUCUUAUCUAGUAAACAAAAUCGCCAGCAAUCCCGAUAAAUAAGUCCAGAAUCCUUCGUUUGAAGGGAAUCGGUAAAGUAGGAUAAUCAUUGUCCGCACAAGUUUGGAAACGGUUCAGCUUUACCCAAACCAUGCUUGGAAUCAAUACUAAAAGGGAGUUAGAGAUAAUCGUCGAACACGUACGUCCGGGACUCUUUUGCGUACAUUUCCAAUGGAAUUAUCCGAGCAUGACGGUAAAAAAAAAAAAUAAGGACGUGAAAAACCCAUUACAAUUAGGAAACAAUGACGGGAAUUUAAACACUGAUAAGGCAGCAAUUUUAAAUCCGGCCAUCCCCUCCUCAGGUGCUGGAACACGAGCCGUCGUAGAAGGUAUGGUAUCAGGAUCGCUGUUCGAUGAACUUCAGCAGCAAGAAGUCCAGCAUUUCCUGUACGGGACAUCAACAGCCAACAGAAACCAUCCACAGACCCACCACAGAUCCUUAAGACAUACAAUUGGUUAUGUACCCCUUGCUGGACUUGUAAAACGCAAUGUGCCUCGUCAACGAAACUUUACGUUUGUUCCUCCAGAAACUCCAUUUGAAUCUACCGCCAGAGAAUCUUCAAGUGUUCAUGGUAUACCAAUUGAACUUCCCGAAGUAAAUACUCCAUUAGAAUCCUCUAUCAAUACCUCCGGUCAACCUACAGCCAAAGACGAUGCGAUUAAGUAUACUGCUAAAUUCUUAAUAAACAAGCAGGUAUACAUUUUGAAGGCAUCAUUCACCACGUCUACGGGCAUCACCUUGGGUUCAUUAACCCUAAAGCAAGUGACAACCAAACCCUGCCCAGCCACCGAAAAGGCAAUAGUAGACGAGGUAAGCGGCGAACCGAGCCGCUUUGAGGGCAAAAUUGAGAACGAUAACAUCCAGUCACCAUCGGCUGUUUGGGUGAACCUCAGUGGAAUCGAAAAAAAACAUCGAAAGCUUAAGUUUUCGAAUUCAGAUCAGUCCUGGGUGUUGGAUGAUUUUGACGGCAGCUUCGUCCAUUCCGCAUGCUACAAUACCGGCCCUACUGAUUGGAAACCGCUGGCUGGGUCGCUAUGGAUCGAGUUUGUAACUUCCAAUAUGGGAGAAAAAAAGGCCCUUAAGCAAGUCACCGACUUGUAUGUCGAACAGAUUUACUGCGACGUGCAAUUCUCUCUUAGAGGAGAGCAGCAAAUUGGAAGCCACCGAAAUAUACUGGCGGCCAGAAGUCCAGUGUUUGCCGCAAUGUUUCAGCACGACAUGAAAGAGGCAACCACUGGACAAGUUCAUAUGGAAGAUAGCGAACCAGACGUUUUCAAGCAGCUCCUUCACUACAUCUACUCGGGCAGGAUUUCGACGCCGUUAACUGAUGCGAUGGCUCAAUCUUUGUUCGUGGUGGCUGACAAAUACGAAAUUCAAGACCUGAAAGAAGAGUGUGUCAUUUUUCUGCUGACCUGCCUCAGGAUGGACAAUGUUGUCGGUCUAUUGGUCUGGUCGUAUCUUUACUCGGUUGAAGAGUUAAAAGAAGUUACGCUCACCUUCAUGGCCCAUCAUGGCAAAGAAAUUUGUCUUUUAAAAGAUUGGGAGGAGCUAGCCAAGAACUAUCCAGAACUCUCCGUCUUGGCAACUCGACGUAUGAUGGAUUGCAAGGUCUAACGGGAGGAAAAAUAAAAAAGUGGCUUGGUAACUAAACUUUAUACAUGUAUCGAACGUUAUGUUUCGUGAAAAUUUGAAAAAUACACAGGAUAAUGAAUAAA